Molecule: messenger RNA, 705 nt
Organism: Ramularia collo-cygni
Lineage: Eukaryota; Fungi; Ascomycota; Dothideomycetes; Mycosphaerellales; Mycosphaerellaceae
Exons: 3
Coding region: 1-705 (234 amino acids)
Biological process (GO): peroxisome fission; regulation of peroxisome size
Cellular component (GO): peroxisomal membrane
Source: RefSeq, a predicted model, not a curated record
AUGAUCCGCUCUGUCGUGAAGUUCACAGACGACGCAGCCGGUCUAGAAAAGACGCUCCGUCUUAUUCAAGGCUUUUGUACCAUUGCCGUCGGCUUGGCCGUAUCACCAGCAGACGCGGAUUUGUGGGCCAAGACGCGUGGACAAUUUGCACUUGGAAGGAGAUACUUCAGGCUUUUGAAAUGGUAUCCCUGUUUUGUGAAAGCAAGUAAUGCGGUGAGCGCCGAACGGUUGUCCAUAAGCACGAUCUUAGACACAAUCAAAUGGACAUUUCUGAGCUUGUACUUUUUCCUGGAAAUGUUUACCAUUACCAACGCAAUGGGGAUCACCAAAUUCGAUUGGGGUCCAAAAGUGCAACACGAAGCGAACAAAUGUUGGGUCUAUUCGCUCAUAGCCUCGAUUCUGCUCUCAAUGGUUGAGUUGUUGUGGGACAAUGUCAGAACUGCCGACGCAAGCUCUGUUGGCAAGGAUGAGAAGAAGUCGAGAACUGAGACUAGUUCACAAGAAAAGCAGCCUUCAACUGCUAGAUCCAAGCUCUACAUACAGCUCAUGAUCGAUUCCUGCGACAUUCUCAUUCCAGGAUCAGCUGUUGGUUGGAGUCCGUCUGCUUUGGCAGUUCCUCUUGUUGUGGGUGUUGCUAGUACCAUAUCCACAACACUGGCUGGAAGCCAGAUAUGGCAACGCGUUCAGCGAGAACCUCGGCAGUGA